Messenger RNA from Clonostachys rhizophaga, 1548 nucleotides. Lineage: Eukaryota; Fungi; Ascomycota; Sordariomycetes; Hypocreales; Bionectriaceae. The record is from the annotation of a GenBank genome assembly.
AUGAGCGAUCCCUAUUCUGAAGACCGGGUUGUAAGAUUCAUUGAAUCUUUACCCGAUGAAACCUUGUGCCCUCCAUGGGCUGAUCAACAGGUGGAACCAAAUCGCGUCCAACCGGAAGAGCAAGGCGAACACAACUCGGGAGCGCAAUUACCAGAGAAGCAGCGCAAUGAAACCGAGACAUACUUUUAUCAAGCGGUUGAGGGACGAGAAACUAUAACCACAACGGUUAGUUCACAGAGCCUUGGUUUACUGUUGAAGGCCAUGGGAAGGCAUGAAUGGACAGCCCAAGGCAUGAAAUGGGAAGAAAAGUUCAUAGGUGGAGAAAACGAGGACCAAGCAAUAUGGUUACGCGUACACUCCAAAAAGAUGAAAAGUGAGCGAUGUCGAACGCUCCUAAUGUUCCUACACAAGCUAUGGUUCCUCUAUCAAGAGGCUCCUUCCGCCCAUGGUAUGGACGAACAGACGUCUGCCGUUCAUAGAACCGAGCGGGCAAAGAAGUUUAGACAACUGAUCCAUGCCAUCCACUCUGUGGUUGGUAAAAUAUGCGCCAAGGCACAUGCUGCUCUGUCGAAGAUGCCAGAGGAGAGGGGCCAUGCUGCCAAUAAUGCAGGGAGCUUGCGGUGUCAAAUCAUACCUCUGCUCCUGUUGGUUAUAAAGGCAGUCUUUAUGACGGGGAGCCAAGAGACAAUGAGUGAUAGCUCUCAGGCCCUGCCUUCAGCCGGAACAUUUGCUGUUUUUGCAAUCCAGAUGAUGCGACAGAUUAUGGAUUGGGUUAAAAGACUGCACCUUGCGAUGGUUAAUGAGCUGGAGGUCAACCCACCCAUUUCUGAGAACAUGGAUAUUGAAACGAGGCGUAGAGAGUCUCAUGAAAUAUCCAAAGUACUCCGCCAGCUCAAAUUACCAAACCGGCACUUCAUGGACUUUACAGCCAGACUCACAAAAGCAUACGAGGAGUUGGAAGAAGAGGCCAAUAGGCCAAAGAGAAAGCGAGAGGCCAUGGAAGAAGACAAACGCAUACGGCAAAAACGAGAGGACAAAAAGAGAAUAGAGGAGGAGGCGGUCGAGCGGCGCAUGGCACUAUUUCGAUCAUCUGUUCAAGCAUUGCAUGCACGAACUUCGACACAGAAUUCCAACAGCCAGGAAGUAGAAGGUCACGGACCGAGACACAGGGAUGCGGACGAAGACCACUAUACUCAGAUGUCAACUUCACAGGGACUGGCUAAAGUUGAUCCAGCCUCUAAUGUUUACAGAGAUCCGAGCCGCAGCCAGGAACAAAACCGUUGGGCGAAGGAGGAGCGGUUGGCCGGUAGCCAACCAAGCCAGAGUCUACCGCAGGGCGAAGCUCGUCAAAGAGUCUCUUGGUCCUAUGAAGAGAGCAAUAUUCUCCUUACACUGAUUCGCACGACGUCGCAACCGAGCCUGGCGGAUUUAACAGAGAAACUACCGGGACGAAACGAGAAAGAGAUAAGACAGAAGAUCAGCGAGCUCAAGGAAACGUCGCGCAAAUUCUACGAGGAGCGUGGAUUGAUACCCCCAAAGUGGUGUUGA